AUGUCCGCAGUCAAGGCUCCCCCGGUGCGUCACGCCCACAUGCAUGCCGCCCGCGCCGCUUCUGGAUUGAGAUUUGUAUAUGAAAGCUUUUCAUCCGCACCAAAAGGCCAUGUGGUUGGCAUCGAUCUCGGAACUACUAAUUCUUGCGUAGCUGUUAUGGAAGGGAAAACGCCGAAAAUUUUGGAGAACUCAGAAGGUGCUAGGACAACGCCUUCGGUUGUUGCCUUCACAGCAGAGGGUGAGAGGCUUGUGGGUGCCCCAGCGAGGCGACAGGCCGUUACAAAUUCGAAGAAUACUUUGUCGGCCACUAAGCGACUCAUCGGCCGUCGAUUUGAUGACGCUGAGGUCCAGAAGGAUCUGAAGACUUCUUCGUUCAAGAUUAUUAAGGCUUCUAAUGGUGAUGCGUGGCUUGAGGCCCAAGGAAAAGCCUAUUCUCCGAGCCAGAUAGGAGCUUUUGUGCUUAUGAAGAUGAAGGAGACUGCUGAAAACUAUCUCGGUUCAAAGGUGUCUAAUGCUGUUAUCACCGUCCCGGCAUAUUUCAAUGACUCGCAGCGUCAGGCCACGAAAGAUGCAGGUCAAAUUGCCGGCCUGAAUGUCCUGCGUGUAAUAAAUGAACCGACAGCUGCCGCGUUAGCUUAUGGCCUUGAUCGCGUUGAAGACAAGACUAUUGCCGUUUACGACUUAGGUGGUGGAACCUUCGACAUAUCAGUUCUGGAGAUACAGAAAGGUGUUUUUGAAGUUAAGUCGACGAAUGGUGAUACGUUCCUUGGCGGCGAAGACUUCGACCAGGCCCUGCUAAACUACCUUGUUCAGGAAUUCAAGAGAGAACAAGGCAUAGAUGUCACAAAAGACGCGAUGGCUCUGCAACGUGUAAAGGAGGCUGCUGAGAAGGCCAAGAUCGAACUGUCUUCUUCACUUCAGACUGACAUCAACCUACCUUAUCUUACCAUGGACCAGUCUGGACCAAAGCAUAUGAAUAUGAAAUUGUCCCGUUCUAAAUUCGAGUCCCUGGUUGAACCGUUGAUCCGACGUACGAUUGGGCCAUGUGAAAAGGCCAUAAAAGAUGCCGGUGCGAAACCCUCGUCCAUUGGUGACGUUAUUUUGGUUGGUGGUAUGACGAGGAUGCCAAAGGUUCAAGAAACUGUAAAAAGUAUCUUUGGCCGAAAUCCAAGCAAAAACGUCAAUCCCGACGAGGCUGUGGCUAUGGGUGCUGCAAUUCAAGCAGGUGUCUUGGCCGGUGACGUCACCGACGUUCUGCUCCUUGAUGUGACGCCUUUGUCCCUCGGUAUCGAGACCCUGGGUGGUGUUUUCACAAAGCUCAUCAACCGAAAUACUACCAUUCCAACCAAAAAAUCUCAGGUCUUCUCAACCGCUGCCGACGGUCAGACUCAAGUGGAGAUUAAAGUUUUCCAAGGAGAACGGGAGAUGGCAGCUGACAACAAGUUGCUUGGUCGGUUUUCCCUAAUUGGCAUUCCGCCUGCCCCACGUGGCGUUCCUCAAAUCGAAGUCACGUUUGACAUUGACGCCAACGGUAUUGUGAACGUAUCUGCCCGUGAUAAGGGCACUGGUAAAGAACAACAAAUCGUCAUCCAGUCCAGUGGGGGUCUUAGCAAAGACGAAAUUGAAAACAUGGUUCGAAACGCUGAGCAAUAUGCCGAGGCAGAUAAGGAGCGGCGGGAUCAAGUCGAGGCCCUUAAUCAUGCCGAGGGCAUUGCACAUGAUACUGAGACCAAGAUGGAGGAAUACAAAGAGUACCUACCACAAGAGGAGAAGUUAGCUGACAAGGAAAAUGCGACGAGUGAAUCUAUCAAAAAGGCUACCGAUGAACUUCAGCAGGCAUCUUUGAAGUUGUUUGAGAUCGCAUAUCGAAAGAUGGCCGAAAGCCGUGGGAGCAGCGGUUCGAGUUCAGAGCAGUCAGAGAAGAAAAAUCAGCAGUAG
Messenger RNA from Dibothriocephalus latus, 1938 nucleotides. Lineage: Eukaryota; Metazoa; Platyhelminthes; Cestoda; Diphyllobothriidea; Diphyllobothriidae. The record is from the annotation of a GenBank genome assembly.